This is a messenger RNA of Manihot esculenta (cassava), 1902 nucleotides long. RefSeq names its product two-pore potassium channel 1-like. Lineage: Eukaryota; Viridiplantae; Streptophyta; Magnoliopsida; Malpighiales; Euphorbiaceae. The coding region runs from base 541 to 1611 and encodes 356 amino acids. Gene Ontology annotation, molecular function: potassium ion leak channel activity. Gene Ontology annotation, biological process: stabilization of membrane potential; potassium ion transmembrane transport. The record is from RefSeq and is a predicted model, not a curated record. The transcript has 3 exons. Gene Ontology annotation, cellular component: plant-type vacuole membrane.
CCUCUGUUAUAGAUCUCUUCUUACUCGAAGCCUUCUGUGCAUUAUCUGUGUGAAAAGCUUUAUAAUUGUGGGUCGGAAUGCUUUUUCUCUUAUUUUUAUUUCUUGUUCACUCAAUCCUUUAUUAGAAAUUGGCAGUAAAAUCAAGUACUCAUUAUCCAGAACAAGUUAUGACUUUACUUUGUAAUUUGGAUUGGUAUGCGAAACUUCCUUAUCACAUGUUCACAAUACGUCCCAGAUCAUAUGGUCGGCCAAAGGCUGAAAUUUAAGGACAACCCAGUUUCAUUGUAGAGAAGUAGGUAUGCUGUCGAGGACAAUUUUGCCUGCAGGGAUUAAAAUGACGUCGAUCUUAAGCGUUUUUAGUGUGGAAUCUGCUAGGAAAUUUCCCUAAUGAAAGAGCACUUUAAAUUUAUUUCCAACUUGCUUCUAAGUUCUACCAUUUAACUCUCGCUCAAUAGUUGCUUGCAAAUCACCCUAGAAGUUCAAUUGUGGUGGAGUGGAGUCUUUCUUACUUGCUAGUAUCCUAAGACUGUUCCAGUCUUGAUGGCUUCCAAUGGUGCAAACCAGCCAUUGCUGUCAGGAGUAGUGGAUUCCACACUGCAAACGGAUAAUAAACAUGCUCCCAACAGAAGAAGAUUUCGCCGAGUUAGAAGUGCUCCUAUAACAGAAUGUGUUCCUUCUGAUGCUGAUCGUUGUCGCUCACUCUCACACCCUGAAUCCAUUCUUGGGAAACUCAGUUUCAGUCCAAGUUUGAAGCAAGUAGCUGCUCUCUUGGCUGGCUACUUGGGUGUUGGCACCGUAUGCUUCUACUUGUACAGGGAUGAUAUUGAAGGGACAAAAACAAAUCCUAUUAUUGAUGCUGUUUAUUUCUGUGUUGUGACUAUGACUACUGUAGGAUAUGGGGACCUGGUACCAAAUACGGCCUUUGCCAAGUUACUUGCCUCUGUUUUUGUCUUCUCUGGUAUGGCAAUUGUCGGAUUGAUACUAAGCAAAGCAGCAGAUUACCUGGUAGAGAAGCAGGAAAUAUUGCUGAUUAAAGCUCUAAACAAGUAUCAUAAACAAGGUCCAAGUCAGAUCAUAAAGGAGUUUGAAUCUAACAGAGUGAAAUACAAGUGCCUCUUGACAUUAGCCAUUAUUCUUGCGCUUAUGUUGGUCGGAACCAUCUUCAUAGCUUCGGUCGAAGGCUUAGAACUUUUGGAUGCAUUCUAUUGUGUCUGUGCAACAGUUACAACGUUAGGCUAUGGAGAUGAGAGCUUCUCGACUAGAGGUGGGCGUGCAUUUGCGAUAUUCUGGAUUCUCAUUAGCACGAUCGGUUUAGGUCAGUUUUUUCUCAGCACUGCUGAGAUGUUCACUGAAAGCAGACAAAGGGCUUUGGUCAAUUGGGUCCUCACCAGAAAAAUGAUCAAUCUUGACCUGGAGGCAGCUGAUAUUGAUAAUGAUGGAGUUGUUGGGGCUGCUGAGUUUGUGAUUUAUAAGCUCAAAGAGAUGGGUAAGAUCACAGAAGAAGAUAUAUCUCUUGUAAUGGAAGAGUUUGAGGAUCUUGAUGUUGAUGAAUCUGGAACCUUGUCAGCAUCUGAUCUUGUGAUUGCUCAAUCUACACAAACAAAGAGGUGAUCUGAACUGAAGCAUCACAAAGCCAAUGGCUCAUCUACCUGUACAACUACAUAAUAUUACAAAGUUUUCAACAUCUACUAUAGUUUGUAUACCAUGUUUUCAAUCUGUCUUAAAGAUUUCCUCCGAGCUGAUGUUCUCCCAUCUUCCCUGUUGGCUAGUGUAAAUUUCCCAAUCUUAGGAGAUUAAACCAUAGUUAAAAUGUCUUAAUCCCAACAACCAGUGUUUUUUCUUUAAUUUUAAACGAAUUUCGUAUUCAAAUUUGAAUUCGACACUUCUUAGUUAAGGAAAGUA